Molecule: messenger RNA, 916 nt
Organism: Aethina tumida (small hive beetle)
Lineage: Eukaryota; Metazoa; Arthropoda; Insecta; Coleoptera; Nitidulidae
Exons: 4
Coding region: 69-824 (251 amino acids)
Source: RefSeq, a predicted model, not a curated record
GCAACGUAGAUUACAAACACCAGGCAUACUGAGAUCUCUUAUAAUUUAUUGUUAUACAAUAUUUUAAGAUGAUAUCCAAAAAAGAAUAUAUUUUAACACGGCCUUGGCAAGAAAGAAAAUACGCAUAUCACAGAAGAAAGGUCCAGAGUGCGGUCCCUGCUAUUGAUAAUAAACCUCCUGCAAUGCGACCUCAUGUUAGUUUAAAGUUGAAAAAGCAGCAAAAGGAAAAGGAAAGAACGAAGCAAAUUGAGUGGGAAAAUUUCCUUUUAUUGCAAAGGUUAAAUUAUAUCACACGUACUAAUCGCGUCGAUAAUUAUUGGAAAACACCUCAACCAGGAUUUUUAAACCGAGUUGGUUUGUACAAUAAUGGAAUUUACACCAUUGAAGAUGAAGAUUCAGGAGUAUCGGAUAUUGACUCUGAUGCAGAAUCUUCAAGAAAAUCGCGAUGCUCCGCUUGUAGACCAAAAAGGGAGAAAAAUAUACAGAUUCCCGAGGAAAGGAUACCUUGGGAACCAGAAAAGAAGCCGACCGGAAGAAUUAGAAGUAAAUCAGUUCCUGCAAGAAAAACAGGCUUGCCCUCAAUAAAAGAAGAACAACCACAGAAACAUCGUCCAAAAACUACUUCUCAUAAAAAAGACGAGUUAGUUGAAAUUAAAAGCGAUUUUGACAAAAAACAUGGGCAAAGUUUAAUAAUAACCAGAGGAUGUUUGAAACUUUGUGUCAAAAUUCCUCCAGAUACUACUGUCAAGUUCCAAAAUGGAACAAAGCAACAAACUCUAUCAAGAGGGCUAUGCAGUUGCAAAGCACUUUCUGGUCCUCAUUAAUAUUAGUAAUUAAGUAUUUGCAUACUAUAUUAUUAUGUGUGAGAGUGUCGUUUUGUAACUUUUGUAACUCAAUAAAGGUUUUGAUGGAAUAA